Messenger RNA from Schistosoma turkestanicum, 1672 nucleotides. Lineage: Eukaryota; Metazoa; Platyhelminthes; Trematoda; Strigeidida; Schistosomatidae. The record is from the annotation of a GenBank genome assembly.
GGUCUUGAAAGUUUUCAUUUUGCAUAUACUGUUACUGCGCAAUUACGGUUACCUAAAUGGUUUCGGAGUAAAUGCUGCCAUUCAUGGAAUAUACAGAUGAAAUACAUUUUAUGUAUUGCAUUACUAUAUUCAGUUUCGGCGAAUAUGGAGAUCCAAAGGCGAGAAUUAUGUCUUUCCUGUGAUAUUCUACAACAAUGUGAACAAAUCGUAUGCAAUAAUGUUUUAGUCAAUGGAACAUUUAUUCCAGAAUAUGUAAUUGGAUGUGAACUAGCUUGUCCUUUUGGUAAUAUAUCCUGUCAAAAAGAUCCUCAGAAUGGUACAUUCAUAUGGUUACCGACAGAUCCAUGUUUACCUGAAGUAAGUACAACUUCAGAACCAAAUAAUACACUGUUGACUACAACGACUACUAGUCCUACAUUUUAUACUACUGAUAUAACACAAACUAAUACAUCAACUGAUUCAGUUGUUUUAAAUACAACCAUCUUUGAAACAUAUCAAACAGAUAAUCAAAAUGCUAGCAUAGAAUUGUCAAAUUCAACCAUUACUGAAAGUGUACACACCUCGAAAGAAUGGACUUUAUACUGGCUUAUUCCUUUAAUACUAGUAAUUAUAAUCCCGAUAUUAUUUCUUCUGUGUUUGGCAUUACAUCAUUUUCUAAAACGUAAACAUCGAGUAAAAUUACCAUUGUCUAGCACACAUCCUGUUGAUGUCAUGGAACCAGCUGUAUCUUCUUGGGCAAAAUAUUCCAAUUCAUAUAAUACAGGCAUCCCAAUGGGACAAAAUGGAUAUUAUCAUAAAAAACGCAACACUUUAUAUGAACCACCAAAUGAAUCACCGAAUAAAACAAAUUUAAAAAUGAUGCCUGAUUCACAACAUAAAUCAUUAUCGAAAUAUGCAAAAUUAAAAUUAUUUCAUACAAAAAAAAUAAAAUCACCAAGUCCUAGUAGAAAAUUAAUUAAUUGGCAAGAAUCAGGUACUUUGCAAUUUGCUAUACCGCCUAGUCCAAAAUCUGCUUCUUCCACUAUACAAAUGCAUAAAAAAAAGCCGCCACCACCAUCACCAUCAAAUUUUUCAUUAAUUCAAGAAAGUAAUUUUACAAAACAAUUAUAUAAUUCAGUAAAUUCUUUAUCACAAAUUCCCUCCGGUGAUGCAACAAUUAGUUUAAGAUGUCCUGAAGAAAUGCGAUCGAUUAGUCAAUGUAGUGUGUUAUUUCCACAAGCAUGUAAUAAUAGACAAGAAACAUUUUCACCAUAUCCGCAUUGUAUACAACAUGAUUACAACAAUACCACAACAUUCAGUCGAUAUGAUCAACAGUCACCACAACCGAAAUUAUUUACUGACACAGAUGACAAUGUAGAUGAUCAUCGUAUUUAUUAUUAUAAUGAUCAUGAAGUGUCAAAUGAAGAAGAUACAUGCGAUCAAGUGUCGUCGAUUACAAUGCAACCAACUGUUAUAGUUCAACAACCAAAUGUCAAUUUAUUUCCUAAUCAAUCUUUUGAUGCAUUUAUUGACUAUGAAUCACAACAACAACAACAACACCAACCACAACCAAACAUGGAACAAUUCAAUGUGUACAAUACACAAUACAAUGAUUGGACAUUAGACAAGACAACUAUGUCACGAAUACCUCGUAUUUAGUGGAAAAUAAGAAGAUAAUCAUUCUGAAGCAUGU